This is a messenger RNA of Girardinichthys multiradiatus, 3072 nucleotides long. It is a transcript of the gene waca, whose product is annotated as WW domain containing adaptor with coiled-coil a. The record is from RefSeq and is a predicted model, not a curated record. The coding region runs from base 151 to 1782 and encodes 543 amino acids. Gene Ontology annotation, biological process: positive regulation of TORC1 signaling; regulation of autophagy. Gene Ontology annotation, molecular function: RNA polymerase II complex binding; chromatin binding. Gene Ontology annotation, cellular component: nucleus. The transcript has 13 exons. Lineage: Eukaryota; Metazoa; Chordata; Actinopteri; Cyprinodontiformes; Goodeidae.
GAUGGACUGAGGGAGGGCGCUCUUCAGACCAGCGCUCCCGAUAGCAUUGCUAUAUAGCAACAGACGAUUUCAGGUCGUCGAAUCACAAGAAAACAUAGUGCCGUUAUCAAGUCUUUCACAUCCCACUCUAAACACACUAACACGGCAUUGAUGGUAAUGUAUGCAAGGAAACAACCGAGACUCGGCGAUGGGUGCGACCGAAGAGAUUCUCAGCCCUAUCAGACUCUCAAAUAUUCGUCCAAAAGCCAUCCAGGAGGGGAACAUCGUCACGAGAAGACACGCGACCCCACUGAUGUCACUCCCCCCUGCAAAAUGCUCAGGAGGUCUGACAGCCCAGAGAGCAAACACGCGGACGGCACAGGCCACAGCAGAGCAAAAGCUGUCCACACACACCACGUCAGAGAAAGGGAUGGAGGACCGAGUUAUUCUCCACAAGAAAAUUCCCACAACCACAGUUCCCUCCAUAGCUCCAACUCACAUUCUAACCCCAACAAGACCUCAGACACACCCUAUGAGCCUGGUGACGACUGGUCAGAGCACAUCAGCUCCUCUGGAAAGAAAUACUAUUACAACUGCAGGACAGAGGUGUCCCAGUGGGAGAAGCCCAAAGAAUGGCUGGAGAGAGAACAGAGGCAAAAGGAGGCAACAAAGACGGCUGUUGUCAACAGUUUCCCAAAGGACAGGGACUACAGAAGGGAGGCCAUGCAAGCAACAGCAGCCCCUGGCUUUGUUGGACCUAAGUCAACUCAGGUGGAAAAGCCCACAGCAGCUCUCCCAAGCCAGUCCCAGUCGUCGUCCUCGGCUGCGGGGAACUUGAACCCUUCAUCGGGGCCACCAGGAUCAUCAGCUUCCACCGUGCCUGUCUCCCCAGUCCUUCAGUCCCCAACUACCCCAAUCCUUCAGGACCCCAACCUGCUUCGCCAGCUUCUCCCAGCACUUCAGACGGCUCUGCAGCUCAACAACGCCAGCGUAGACGUGGCAAAAAUCAAUGAAGUUCUCACAGCUGCUGUCACACAAGCUUCAUUACAGUCGAUGCUCCAUAAGAUCCUCACUGCUGGACCGUCGGCUUUCAACAUAACUACUAUCCUCUCUCAAGCUGCCCAACUCUCCAGCCAAGCUCAACAAUCAAAUCAGUCACCAAUGUCUUUAACAUCAGACGCCUCGUCGCCAAGAUCUUACGUCUCACCAAGGAUCAGCACGCCGCAGACCAAUGUGGGCCCCUUAAAGCCCCACCUUAGUGCACAGCCCGUCAUCUCACAGCCAAAAGUGAGCACGCCAGCAGUGAUGCAGCCGCCUCAUUCCCAACCCACAUCUCAGCAGUCUCUCUCGAGCGAGAAGCCACACGGUCACGAUGCCACCACGGCCUCCCCACGCAUGCUUCAGCGCCAGGGCAGUCAGAGGAGUCCCUCUCCAGGACCCAACCAUGUCAGCUCCAGCAGCAACGCCUCCAACUCUGCCUCGGCUCCCCCCAGCGCCCCCGCAGCCCGGCCCUCCUGCUCCUUCACCCCCACACUGGCCACCCACUUUAAUGAGAACCUUAUCAAACAUGUGCAGGGAUGGCCUGCAGAACAUGCAGAGAAACAGGCGUCCAGACUACGUGAAGAGGCUCACAGCAUGGGCAGCAUCUGCAUGUCUGAGAACUGCACUGAGCUCAAAAAUCUGCGCUCUUUGGUCAGAGUCUGUGAAAUACAAGCUACACUGCGGGAGCAGAGGAUAUUGUUUUUGAGACAGCAAAUUAAAGAACUUGAAAAGUUGAAGAAUCAAAAUUCCUUCAUGGUCUGAGAACUUUGGGUCGAGAGCUGGAGUUUGUCUUGGGAUGGAAAGAGGGGGUGGGGAAACCCAUUGCACAUAGUUGAAAGAUGGAAACAGAGCAGAUGUUUGGUUCCUCUUGAACCCAGUCUUAACACAUACAUAAAAACACACAGACACACACUCAGAGGAGUUUGAGUGGGGUUGAAUUGGACCGUAGGGCUGGGAGACCAGAGGGGGAGAAACGAGGAGCUGUUUUAGGGAGAGCAGCGGGAGGUGGAGGAGGGUUGAUUUACAAGACUCGGUUUUGUAAAAUCCCAUGGUGGAAAAAAUGUAGAUUUCUUGUAGAUGUUAAUAUCUAUGUUGUAAAUAUGUUUUGUAGAUUGAAGCCAUGGAAAGCCAUGCCUAUCAAAGCUUUGGACAUCCAGACUAAUCAACGCCUAGGCGUCUACAGUCCAUGUUAACUCAUCUGCAGACUUCAAGCUUCAUUUUGUCACUUCACAGAUCACUGAACCAUUGAGUCAGCCAGCGUAUGGCCUGCAGGCUGACUAGGUGUUUGAAGCAUGGAAUAAACCAGAACAGUCUGUUAGUAGUUCUUCAGAUCUCGAUUAACUAUUGUGUCUAGGUUUUAUUCCUUCCAUUCUCUCUGAAAGGGGGGGGGGCACUGUAAUGUGUAGGCGUGGCAAACAUCCCCUCUCUUCAGGUCUGUCCUACCUGCUCACAAUAGUUCAGUGAUCUGUCAGCAGCUUCUGGUGGCCCUGCAUUACCCAGUCUGAAAAAAAAUCAGUGCCUGGUGGUUGGUGAAGUGAGUGUUUUGUUUUGGUUUUUUUUUUUUAAAUACAAAAAAAAUCCAUUGUGGGAUGUUAUGGCGUGCUGCUUUGGACCAUUCCCGGUAACCUCCCCCCUGGCUUCCUGACCCACCCGCCCGCCACGCCUCUAUUCUGACAACAUCUCACAUUUCUGUGUUGUGCUAUAUUUUGUUCUCCUUUGGGUUCCUACUGUCUAUGUUCCUCUCUUUCCCCUCUUUGACUUCUCAAGUUGAGGUUGUACCUCUUGUUUUCAUUCCUUUGUACAGUUGCUAACAUACCAGUGGAGUUUUAAGAGAGACAGAAUAAAAAAGGUUUUAUUUAUAAGAGUUGUAGUGAUGAGCAGUAAAUCACGAUAGCCACACAUUUUCACCAGCGGCCAGUUGAGGAAUGGUAGUACGGCUUCAGCAGGUCCAAGGUGGGUGCAUGUGGAGCACCUCUACAGUCAGCGCGGGGCAACAAGAGGUCAAAGCUCAAAUGUGAAAUGUAUGUAUUGUAAUAAACAUGUUAAACUAAA